CAAGCGGCUAAGUUCAUAUUCUCCCUCAUCACCACCAACAGCUACAAUGGCACACCAGAACAUGUUGAACAUCGACCCGAGAAGCGGCUUCUGCUCCACUAACUCUAUCUUUUACAGCAAGAAGGAUCCCAUCUCCCUCCCUUCCAAUCCCAACAUUGACAUCACAACCUUCAUCUCUUCUCAGCCUCACUUCGGCACCACUGCCUUCAUCGACGCUUCCACCGGCCGCAGUCUCUCUUACUCGGAUCUCUGGCGCUCCGUCAAUGGCCUCUCCUCUUUCCUAUCCUCCGUCCAUGGUAUCUCUAAAGGCAACGUGGUCCUCAUCCUCUCUCCAAACUCCCUCUACGUCCCCAUCGUCUCCCUCGCCGUCAUGUCCCUCGGCGCCGUUCUGACCGCCACCAAUCCGCUGAACACCGCUCGCGAAAUUUCGGUCCAGAUCGCGGACUGCAGCCCAGUCCUUGCUUUCACUACCCGCUCCCUCCACGCGAAGCUCGCGGGACACGAACUCCCCAUCGUCUUCCUCGAAGAGAGCACGUUCGAGGAGAUGCCCGACACAAACAGCCACCAGCGUUCGCCGCCGCGCGAACCCAUGAGCCAAGACGACACGGCGAUGCUUCUCUACUCCUCCGGAACCACCGGCAAAAACAAAGGGGUAAUCUCCACGCACCGGAACUUGAUCGCCACCAUUCGGAUUCUACACGCGAGAUACCAACCCGAUGGAUUCCAGUUGAAAACGCUUAUCUGCACGGUGCCGAUGUUCCACAUAUACGGCAUGGUAGGAUAUGCGAUCGGGGUGCUGACAACGGGAUCGACGGUGGUGAUUUCCCCACGAUUUAACAUGGAGGAGAUGCUCCGAGCAGCGGCAGAUUACGGUGCAACAGAUAUUGCGACGGUCCCGCCGGUGUUGGUGUCGAUGGUGGGGUCGGAGAAGGUUUUAUCGUUGGGACGUUUGAAGAAGAUGACUUGCGCCGGCGCGCCGCUGGGGAGAGAGAUCGUGGAGCUGUUUCGGGAGAAGUUUCCGGAGGUGGAUAUAUUGCAGGCGUACGGACUCACCGAGGCGACGGGGAUGGGAUCGUCGAUUAUUACGGCGGAGGAGAGCAGGCGGUACGGGUCGGUGGGGUUGCUGGUGCCGAAUACGGAAGCGAGGAUUGUGGAUCCGGUGAGCGGGGAGUUCUUGCCGGUUAAUCGGAAGGGGGAGCUCUGGUUACGCGGGCCGUACGUGAUGAAAGGUUAUUUUAAGAACCCGGAGGCAACCGAAUUAACACUGGACAAGGAAGGUUGGCUGAGAACAGGAGACCUAUGUUACAUUGAUGAGAAUGGCUAUCUCUUUGUGGUUGAUCGCAUCAAAGAAUUGAUAAAGUACAAGGCAUACCAGGUGGCUCCUGCAGAGUUGGAAGCCUUGUUGCUAAAGCAUCCUGAGAUUGUUGAUGCGGCUGUGAUCCCGUUUCCAGACAAAAAGGUUGGGCAGUAUCCAAUGGGUUAUGUAGUGAGGAGCAAAGACAGCAAAUUAUCGGAGUCGAUGGUAAUAGAGUUCAUAAGAAAUCAAGUUGCGCCUUAUAAAAAACUUAGGCGCGUGGAUUUUGUGUCGGCAAUACCGAAGAGCUCGACAGGAAAGAUAUUACGUAAAGAUCUCAUACAACAUGCAACGUCCAUCUCCAGUCUCUAAACUA
This is a messenger RNA of Phalaenopsis equestris, 1670 nucleotides long. RefSeq names its product 4-coumarate--CoA ligase-like 5. The transcript is spliced from 5 exons. The coding region runs from base 47 to 1666 and encodes 539 amino acids. The record is from RefSeq and is a predicted model, not a curated record. Gene Ontology annotation, cellular component: peroxisome. NCBI's taxonomy places the organism in Eukaryota, Viridiplantae, Streptophyta, Magnoliopsida, Asparagales, Orchidaceae. Gene Ontology annotation, molecular function: CoA-ligase activity.